UUCGGGAAAGAGGUUCAGUGAACCUUCAGUCUUCACGUUGUGGGUUGAGCAAGGAUGACAUCCUUGAUUUCUAGCUCACUUUUUCUUCAUAAACGAUGCUCUUUAAAGAAAAUGUUCACAAAGUGAUGAAUUUAUGAUGAAGUGACCCUAGCGGCCUAGAUGGCACUACAGAGAUUUCUGUUUCUUCUACCUACAACACAAGAGUGUAAAUUUGAGUUCACCACAAUGCCAUGAACUGCCUGGCCACUGGUUUUCCAGGAUUGUUCUUGCAGUCACCGCUAGAUGAUUAAUUAGAUAAAGAAACUCCAGAUUCUGAUUAGAAUAGUGCUCAUACACAGUUUACCUCUGAUUGGUUGUUGCAUUCUAAUAGAUUACUAUGAUUUAUAUAUAUGUGUGUGAAAUACUUGUACAUACUCAGGUAACAUUUCAGACUUGGCUUCAUGAUUAAAUGUGCUUGGAUACGUCAUAGAAAAUGGGUUUGAUGAAUAUGUAGAAUUGAAGAGUCUCGAUAUCAUCAUUCUAGUUCAUUGUCUUUAUUUUAUAUGCUUAUAAUGCGAGUAUUAAUUUCUGGUACCAUAAGCUGCUAACGUUAUCUCUCUUAUUGGAACCAACUUUAGGCCUCUGUUGAACUUGGAUUAUGUGAGAUGAUGAGCAGAGAAGCUAUCAGUCCUGCAUUGGCUCCUAAGGAUGGUAAUUGGGGUUUUGAUAUUGCAGAGCGUGAAGCAAUUCUCCCAGCUGGAACAGUGGAUAAGAAUGCAAAAAGGAUGUAUAAAGAGUUGCCCAAAUGGGAAGAGCCAGUUUUGGGUACAAGAGCUAGAUAUGAGCAAGUGAUUAAGGAACUUGCAGAUAAUUAUCAUACCGAGAACUUGCUGCUUGUCACACAUGGGGAAGGAGUUGGAGUGGCUCUUGCUGCUUUCUUAAAGAAUACCACAGUAUAUGAAGUAGACUACUGUGCGUAUGUAGAACUUAAACGACCCAUUUUCAAGGAAGAUCAAUCUUUUACUGCUGGAGAGUUCGAAGUGCUUACUCGUUCUGGUCAAACCGGCAUUGGUUAUAUCCUCCCAGGUGCUUAAACCAUUGACGCCAGCAAAAAAUGAUAGGCAGCAUAGGUUGGGACUGGAACCACACUUCAUGUCUGUGGAUAAAAUCUUCCUCAUAGUCAAACUAGGAAUUCAAAAUAUAGAAGGAGGAGGCAUUUCCCCAGUUUGUUCACAGUGCGUUAAGCAUAAACUUUGUUGAUUGAUCCCUGCGUUGUUGCAAAUGUAAAAUUUGUCUAUUCUGUGCUGCUGUAAGCCGAAAUAGGAUUACCCCUCCUUGGAUUUGUAUUUGUAUUUUUUCUACCAGAUAAGGUUUUGCAUAACUAACUCAAGACUUGAAUGCCAUCCUGCCUGAGGCAACCCAUUGGAGCAAGACUUUUUACUUA
This is a messenger RNA of Neltuma alba, 1423 nucleotides long. RefSeq lists its product as uncharacterized. The record is from RefSeq and is a predicted model, not a curated record. Lineage: Eukaryota; Viridiplantae; Streptophyta; Magnoliopsida; Fabales; Fabaceae. Bases 645 to 1073 code for a protein of 142 amino acids. The transcript has 3 exons.